Alnus glutinosa is the source of this 769-nucleotide messenger RNA. RefSeq lists its product as uncharacterized. The transcript has a single exon. Bases 61 to 717 code for a protein of 218 amino acids. The record is from RefSeq and is a predicted model, not a curated record. Lineage: Eukaryota; Viridiplantae; Streptophyta; Magnoliopsida; Fagales; Betulaceae.
CAAAGAAGGAUUCCCCACGUACGUACGACACAUCCCCCACCCUCUUGCACAGGAGCCGCCAUGGGACAUAAGGAGGAGGGCAGUCCACGACCCCUGGCUGCCGAUCGUUCCAGCAGCGAAAACGACGAUGCCGCCACAUACCCACACAAAUCCCGGCAUACAAAUUGCGACAAAUAUUGUUGCCGCAUCACAAUCUGCAUGCUAAUCGCAAAUGUUCUAGCCAUAAUCCUGACGUUCACUGUCUUCCACAUCGAAGACCCUGUUGUCGAAAUAAAUGUGGUCCGGGUCACUAAGGUGGAGCUAAUGUACGGAACCAUCCCUAAGCCCGGGACGAACUUGUCGAUGACAGCCGACGUGUCCGUGAGAAAUCCAAACGUGCUGUUAUUAUUUGUAUACGGUAACACUACCACGACUUUGUAUUACCACGACAUAGUGAUCGGAGAGGCCCAAGGGCCGGCCGGGCGUGCCGGGCCGAGGCGGACGGCGAGAACGAAUAUAACGGUGGAUGUUAGCAUGGACCGGCUUAUCUCCUACCCGAAUGUGAACGAGGAUAUGAGCUCGGGGCUAUUGACUCUGAGCAGCUAUUCAAGGAUUCCAGGUGGGCGAGUUGAGUUGUUUAAGGGUUUUAAGAAACGUAUUAAUAUUCUGAGUAUGAAUUGCACCAUCACAUUUAAUAUUUCAACCCAAGCGAUUGAAGAACAGAAAUGCAAGCCCUAGGGCAUGGUUGCUUAUCACUGGGAGUAAAAUUUCGACUUUGCCUUUCUUUUUC